AUGGCAGUUGCUUCAAGGAAUCUCAAUAACGCUGAAGACGACGAUCUCGAUGUCGACCAGACAGCUCAAUCUAUACAAGAUCAGCUCCAACAAUACAAGUUGACAACAUUUGACGCUGCUCGAUUUGCUGGUUUCACGAACGACAAUGACUCAGUGCUCAACCACGUCCAAAAAGGCUAUCAACAAGCAGCAGAUAUCGCCAUCGACUUGGAACAACUUGGUGAAUCUGAAGAGGCACAAAAGCUGUUAGAGAGUGUUACUGUUUGCAUUGACGCCGAGCAUGAGCUUGCGACACAAAAGAUGAUCUUUCAACAAUUAGCCAACCGUAUUCAUCGAGGCGAGGCGAUUAAUGAUCCAGUGGCUGCCUACAAUCAAUCCCUACAACGUGAACAAGCCAAAUAUCGUGCCAUGUCUGCCAAAAAGAAGUAUUACACUAACAGAAAGUUCGAGGACUUCCGUCAAGCUAUUUGGGAUGUAAACCAUGGAACGGAUGAACCAAUGCCUCCCUAUGUUGCACCUGGCGAAGUUGAAACUGCUGAUGAUGAUGACGAUUUACUGGUGUCUCAGGGCCGACGCUCUAUGAAAUGUCCUUUGACCGGUACCUGGCUUGAUGAUCCUGUGACAAGCAAAUUAUGUGGACAUAGUUUCAGCAGGGAUGCAAUCAUGGGAUUAUUAAGAAGAAGCCGCGGGCGUGUCGAGUGUCCAAUGACAGGAUGUCGCAAGGUUCUGGAACAAAAUGCACUUUACGACGAUACCAUGUUAGAACGUAGUGUGGAAAGAGCCAUGGAGGAAGAGCGGUUGCGUACCGAACAAACAGAGUUCUUUGACGUAGAAUGA
Lichtheimia ornata is the source of this 837-nucleotide messenger RNA. RefSeq lists its product as uncharacterized. Gene Ontology annotation, biological process: protein sumoylation; double-strand break repair via homologous recombination. Gene Ontology annotation, cellular component: Smc5-Smc6 complex; nucleus. Gene Ontology annotation, molecular function: zinc ion binding; SUMO ligase activity. The record is from RefSeq and is a predicted model, not a curated record. Lineage: Eukaryota; Fungi; Mucoromycota; Mucoromycetes; Mucorales; Lichtheimiaceae. The transcript has 6 exons. The coding region runs from base 1 to 837 and encodes 278 amino acids.